AUGUGGGGCUUCUCCUUGCAGAGGAGAGCGCUGCACGCCUCGGUAUGUUUAAUGAAGAAGUUGAAGGGUAAAACUGCUGCUGAGCAGCGCUGGAUGCUGCGGCAGCUCAAAGACCCGUAUGUCAAAGCUUCUCACGCCCAAAACUUCCGGUGCAGAAGCGCCUUCAAGCUGCUGGAGAUAGAUGACAAGUUUCGGCUUUUACAGCCUGGACACAGUGUGGUGGACUGCGGAGCCGCACCUGGAGCCUGGAGUCAGGUGGCAGUCCAGAGGGUUAACUCAGCCGGGACAGGUGAGACAGAUCCAGAUUUACCAUUCGGCACAGUUGUUGGCGUUGAUCUGCUGAACAUACCACCGCUGGACGGUGCCCACUUCCUAUCCAAUCAUGAUGUCACUGACCCCGCCACACAUGCCAAGCUGCUGGAGCUGCUCCCCAGCGGCCAGGCUCAUGUCAUCCUGAGCGACAUGGCGCCCAACGCCAGCGGGUUCCGAGAGAUGGACCACGAGAGACUCAUCAUGAUGUGUAUGUCUUUGAUAGACUUGGCUGAGAGGAUUUUGCAGCCGGGGGGCUCCCUGCUUUGUAAAUACUGGGAUGGGAUCCUGGCUCAUAAACUCCAGGAGCGACUCUCAAGUGUGUUCAAGAGCGUUCAGACUUUAAAGCCACACGCCAGCAGAAAGGAUUCAGCUGAGAGAUAUUUCUUCGCUAGAAUGUACAGAAAGCCAGUGAAAUGAUCAGAGGUGUCUUUUAUUUUCUAAUGUGACUUCUAAAAUGAGCAAUUUGUCCAAUUUAGAUGUUUUCUGGAGAUUCACUUCAGUGCACACAGUGUUUGAUGAGUGAACAUGAAGAGAAGGCUGAGUUAAUAACUUUGAUCAAAAGGUGGCACUGUUGAGGCAUCGGUAAGGCCCACAGCUGCAGGCGCAGACACAUAACAUACUGUUGGUGCUGAUUUUUGGUCCUUCAAACUUAACACAGUAGCAGCAGUGAAUCUGUAAUAUGUAAACCUAUGCAAGAGUCAUCAGUGUGAUAUUCCUCAAGAGCCCAAUGCUGUGUUUUCUCUCAAGUUAUUGUUUGCCCCACAGUGUUUGUUCUACACAGUCAGUUUGGUGUUUGCUUUGUUACAGAAAGUCAUUUACCAAUGCUGCCUAUGCUAAUAAUUUGCACUGCCAGCCAUGUAGAAAUAUGUAAUCAUUCUCUCGUUGAGAGCUUAUGAAGGGAAAACCUAAUACAUAAGAGUCACAUACAGCAUGACUAAUGGGAAGUGGGAUGAUACUGGAGCUUGGCAAGCUGCAAGUGGUGUCUGCCUGUGCUCUCUGACAGUGGAGAGAUGUCCAUUUCCUGGGAAAAUGUUUUCAGCCCAGUCGACAGAUUUUCUUUUAAGAUUCUUGCUUGAAUCACCAUGCUGAACAUUUUGUGAAGUACACUUCAUUUUGUUUGUUUUUGUGCUUUUUCAUACUGAUCUGAUUCUGCUCUGACCAGAAUUUAGAACCAAUGGUGGUGAAAUAAAAGGCUGUUUCUGUCAGAGCUGACUUAUAAAAGACACAACUGGACGGCUAUAUUUGAUGUAACAGUCUACAAUGUUGUGUACAUAAUUGUUCACUAAGAUUUGGGCCCUGUGCAUAUGCACUCUGUGGAUCCACUUCUCUUCUUAAUACAUCAUUUCAGAUGCAUGUGCAAAUAACUACGCCUUUUUGUUUUUGAUCAUUUUUUGUGUGUUUUAUGCCCUAAUUAUGACCACCAGUAGAGAAGUGACAAGAGCGAGAGAGCUGGAGCAUGGCAUCCCCAUGUACAAAUAUCUGAAUAAUGACCAAACAUGCAUUCAUCAUGGGAAUCUUGUUUGUGCCACUUUUAAGCUAAUACUACUCAAAUAAAUCUGAUACUUUUAGAAUGAAGUUUGCUUGGAGUGGGAUCAUAAAUUAUAGAUAAAAAGCCUCCACGCUGAGAAAGGAUGGCUGUAUUUCAUGAUAACAGACAAGAAAAGGAGGUUUUACUGUAGCCAUGUUUGACAGUGUUAGCUGGUAGUGUUCACUCUUGAUGUUUGAUGUAACUCUUUUAGGGUAAACCACAGCAAAUGGUUGGCUGAUAAAUCUUUUAGUAGCCACUUUAUGAGCUCACCUCACAUCCGCAGCAACUUGGGAAUAAGGAUGUAGGGAAGGGAAGAGCUUAAUUUGUCAGCAAGCUAAGCUAAAAUGCUAGUUAGCUAGGUUCAAGCUGCAUAUCAGAACAAGUGUUCACUUAUCUGACUUUUCAAAUUAUUUUCAAAACAACUGUUUUCUCUCAAAUGAUCAUUAUUAAUGUGUAGCAUUUCUCUUUACUAGCCUAACCUCUCUUUGAUAGCUUCCAUUUAGAUAUUAGCGCUGAAGUUUUCACCUGCAAUUACAUUGGUUUGGCCUUAGCCAGCGGACUAAACCAUGUGCAUCUUACGGAAAGGGAACUCCCAAGAGAUGCUUCAACUUUAUUUUCAAAUUAGUCAAUUUAGCCAUCACUACUAUUCCAUUAUCGAGGUUAACAAAGUAAAGAUUUAAAAUGACAGAUAAGUCAACCUUUUAAUUCCAGGUGUCCAGAGAGUUUUCCCCAUGCUUGGGCCCCAGGUGGUUCGUUCCACUAUUCCCCUCACUAUGUUGGCAGCCAUUCAUUAAUAACAAGCAUGUACGGUACAGAUAUGUUGUGGAUUAUGGAUGCUGUGUAUAAAUGGAAAUAACCUUGUGAGACGUACAUGUAGAAAACAUUCAAUUAAGCAUAGAAUUUUAUGGAAGUAAAGCAUUUUUGUUAAAUUUCAGGGUUGCUCAUGUAGUACCAAAUUAUUUUUGCCUGUUCCAGAUGGAUUAACACGUUCCUUAUAGCGUACCUGGAAAUUCUU
This is a messenger RNA of Chelmon rostratus (copperband butterflyfish), 2855 nucleotides long. RefSeq names its product mitochondrial rRNA methyltransferase 2 (gene mrm2). The record is from RefSeq and is a predicted model, not a curated record. Lineage: Eukaryota; Metazoa; Chordata; Actinopteri; Chaetodontiformes; Chaetodontidae. Gene Ontology annotation, biological process: RNA methylation. Gene Ontology annotation, molecular function: rRNA (uridine-2'-O-ribose)-methyltransferase activity. The coding region runs from base 1 to 729 and encodes 242 amino acids. The transcript has 2 exons. Gene Ontology annotation, cellular component: mitochondrion.